Molecule: messenger RNA, 5037 nt
Organism: Seriola aureovittata
Lineage: Eukaryota; Metazoa; Chordata; Actinopteri; Carangiformes; Carangidae
Product: phosphatidylinositol 3-kinase regulatory subunit alpha-like
Exons: 17
Coding region: 549-2702 (717 amino acids)
Biological process (GO): insulin receptor signaling pathway; phosphatidylinositol phosphate biosynthetic process
Cellular component (GO): phosphatidylinositol 3-kinase complex
Molecular function (GO): 1-phosphatidylinositol-3-kinase regulator activity; protein binding
Source: RefSeq, a predicted model, not a curated record
UAAUGUACAUCGCAGUUUUACUUUGACACUCCGCACCGGAAGUACGUUGAGUUAUCGCUGAUUUGACGCGCUUCUGUAGCCGCUAACAUUCAGACGGCUGAACCACGAGUGUCUUCAUCUUGGAAAUAAUCGAUAAAAUAAGGGAAUAUUUCAGUUUUGGAUAACAACUUGUCGUCGCGUCUGCUUGCUGCUCCACAAUGCCGUCCGCUGUUUGCUCAGCUGGAGGAUUCUCGUGGUGAAAAAUAAAAGGUUGAUCCGUCACCUCCCCAGAUGUGGCCGCUACCUCUGCUGAGACUCCUGUUCAUGAACGGCGAGGGCGCUUUGAUCGAGCGACUGUGGCUCGGACUGGAGGGAUGACAGGACGUUAACAGACAUGGAGACAGGGGAGACGCACAGACAGCUGGAAACGCCAUAUUCACUUAGUCUAGACUCUCCACGUUAAAUCCCCUCAGGACAAGAGUAAAGCCUAUUUUUUUAUAUUUUUUAUUCAGAGCUGUUUUUGUUAGUUAUCGUGAAGCCAUACUCAGCUGACAGCGCCGGACGUCAGGAUGAGCUCGGAGGGGUUUCAGUACCGAGCGCUGUACGACUACAAGAAGGAGAGGGAGGAGGACAUCGACUUGCACGUGGGAGACAUGCUGCUGGUCAGUAAAGGAGCGCUGCUGGCUCUCGGCUGCGGCGGCGGAGCCGAAGAGCGGCCGUCGGAGAUCGGAUGGCUGCCCGGCUUCAACGAGACCACACAGGAAAAAGGCGACUUCCCGGGGACGUACGUGGAGUUUGUCGGCAGAAAGAGGAUGUCCCCGCCCACACCGAAACCCCGCCCACCCAGACCACCAUCGGCGGCGUCGGCGAGGACGGACUCAGAGUCCGAGGGCUUCAUGUUGCCGGACCUCCCAGAGCAGUUCGGACCCCCGGACACCGCCCCCCCCCUCCUCAGCAGACUGAUGGAGGCCGUAGAGAGCAAAGGUCUGGACAGUCCCGGCGUGUAUCGCAGUGUGAAUGGAGGAGGUGUGGACACCCGGCAGCUGGCCGACACCGACCUAGAGCAGCUGGAGGUGUCGUCCGUGUGUGACGGGGUGGUUCGGUUCCUGCUGGACCUCCCUGGUCCCGUCCUCCCCUCCACGCUGCAGGCCGACAUGAUCCACGCAGUACAAGAAGUCCGAGACCCAGAGGACUGCGCCCAGGUGCUACGAGGUGUGGCGAGCUCGCCGGCCUGCCCGGCCCAGUACGGCCUGACUCUGCUCAGCGUGGUCCGACACCUCGCCCGACUCUGUUUGCACGGUUCCAGAAACCAGCUGAGCCCCCGAAACCUGGCGGAGAGCUUCAGUCCACUGCUGUUCAGACAGACUGCAGGGUCUGAGUCCGGUUUGGAUCCUCUGGUUCAGGUCCUGGAGGUUCUGAUAACCAGCGAGCUCAACAUGAACCAGGCUGCACCAGCUUUACCUCCUAAACCAGUGAAGUCGUCGACUCCUGCAGCUUCCAGUAGUUUUAACAACAGUAUGGCUCUGCAGGACGCCGAGUGGUACUGGGGAGACAUUUCCAGAGAGGAGGUGAACGAGAAGCUGAGAGACACAGCUGACGGUACAUUUCUGGUCCGAGACGCCUCCACCAAGAUGCACGGAGAUUACACUCUGACUCUGAGGAAAGGAGGCAACAACAAACUGAUAAAGAUUUUCCAUCGGGAGGGGAAGUACGGCUUCUCCGACCCGCUGACCUUCAGCUCGGUGGUGGAGCUGAUCAACCAUUACCGCCACGAGUCUCUGGCCCAGUACAACCCCAAACUGGACGUCAAGCUGCUCUACCCGGUCUCCAAGCACCAGCAGGACCAGGUGGUGAAGGAGGACAGUAUUGAAGCCGUGGGGAAGAAGCUCCACGAGUAUCACCUGCAGUACCAGGAGAAGAACCGAGAGUACGACCGGCUGUAUGAAGAGUACACCAGGACGUCGCAGGAGAUCCAGAUGAAGAGGACGGCCAUCGAGGCGUUCAACGAGACCAUCAAGAUCUUCGAGGAGCAGUGUCAGACUCAGGAGCGCUUCAGCAAAGAGUACAUCGAGAAGUUUCGCCGGGAGGGCAACGACAAGGAGAUCCAGAGGAUCAUGGAGAACUACGACAAGCUGAAGUCUCGCAUCAGUGAGAUCGUGGACAGCAAGCGCCACCUGGAGGUGGAUCUGAAGAAACAGGCCGCCGACUACAGAGAGAUCGACAAGAAGAUGAACAGCAUCAAACCAGACCUGAUCCAGCUCCGCAAGACCAGGGACCAGUACCUCAUGUGGUUGACACAGAAGGGAGUCCGUCAGAGGAAACUGAACGAGUGGCUCGGUCUGAAGAACGAAACCACAGAGGACGAGUACAGUAUGGUGGAGGAUGAGGAGGACCUUCCUCACCACGACGAGCGGCUCUGGCGUCUGGGAAACAUCAACCGCAGUCAGGCGGAGUCUCUGCUCCGAGGGAAGCGAGACGGCACCUUCCUGGUCCGAGACAGCAGCAAACCGGGCUGCUACGCCUGCUCCGUGGUGGUGGACGGAGAGGUGAAACACUGCGUCAUCAACAAGACGAGCACCGGUUACGGUUUCGCGGAGCCCUACAACCUGUACGGAUCCCUGAAGGAGCUGGUGCUGCACUACCAGCACACCUCGCUGGUCCAACACAACGACUCGCUCAACGUCACGCUGGCCUUCCCCGUCUACAGCCAGCAGCGACGGUGACCCGCCCACUUCCUCCUCAUUUAUACCGCCAUCGCAGACCAGCGGCCUGACCUCGUUUACACACCCGACCCGCCACCCCUCCCCCCCAGAACACGAGCCGGUUAGUCCGACACGCCUCACCAAACCUACGGGAGGGAAGUCAACACCCCCCUUGUCUCUCCUCGCAGACCAGUACCUGACCACUCGAUGCUUUUCGCUCUGAACACGUCGCGUUUAAAGCUCGGCGUGAGAAGCCGGCUCGAUGACGACAGACGUCAAGCUGCACUUUGUUUAACUGACAAUAAAAAAGAAUCAGUCCUGGUGCUGGGUUCCUAAGCUUCACUAAGGUAAGACACAUGCUACGAGGAGUGAAAUAAAACGAACCAGGAGGUAACGAGGGGUCAGUACAGAAGGUCGUCUUAAAUCUGGCACCUGGCACCUCGACUGUGACGAGUCUGGCUCUUCCUCACCUGGAGGAUUCUGUGCAGCAGGUACAAACCAGAUACAGUAAAACUAUAUGGAUCCUUCAAAAAAAGGAUCAUAUGAAGGAACAGAAACAUGAGAGGAGGAUGUUGCCGAUCACGAUGAUCUGUGGCUGCAAACAAAAACAUAAAGAUGUUUCUGUCAAAGGUCUCUUUACUGAAAUGUCACUAUUCAGUAAAUUUACCUUCAGUGUGAUGACUCAUCAUUUAUUCUCCCACUCACCUGUCUGAGCUCAGGUGUGACUGGGUAUCGUUUGAAUUUUAUUUUAACACAACAGCAAAGUGUUUUAGUAAUGAUACCACAGCUGUUCUUUUUUUAAUUUUUCCUCACGUUGAGAAAUUUUAACGUUUUUCUACAAAAUCCCUUUUUGCAGCGUUUUCAAAUGUUCAGACUGAAACUGGAGAAUUUAAAUCAGGAACACGAGUUCAUGGAUCUGAGCAGGUCCGCGGCUUGAGACUCGUUUCUUUGUUCAAGUGAAGCCGAUGAUUCGGUUCAGUCAUGCGAUGCGUUGCGGACCGGUCCUCACAGCUGAGGCUCUGAUUGGUUCUCAGGAUGUCUGAACGUCAAACAUUAGAGAGCAACAAGACACAAAAGUCCACUUCCUUGACUCGGACUCUCCAGGUCCCGUUUUAUAGAAAUGAUUAUAAAAUGAUAGAAUUCAGUAAUUCUGUCACGUGAUGUGACUGAAACAGGGUGUCUCGUUGUUUUCCCCUGAACGUCUCUGAGGGUUGGAGUUCGUUACCAUCGUGGCCUCCAGGUCCAAAGUUUGAAACAAGUCCCGUGUGAUUUUCCGGUUUACUGUCUGUGGAGAAACGAGGUACUGUACGGAGGUCGGAGGUCGGAGCUGGUCUGGACUGAACUAAUGACUCCUCCUUUAAUCACAGCACUGAACUGCUGGUCCAGCGCGCUUCAACAGAACAGAACCACAGCUGGACCGGUCUCUGAAGCUACAUUUGUGGACCAAUGAUGAUGAUGAUGAUGAUGAUGAUGAUGAUGAUGAUGAUGAUGAUGAUGAUGAUGAUGAUGUCAGAUGCAAAAUGACGGACAAUCCCGAGAGAGACUUCUUGCAACCACUGUGAGUGACUCUGAACGAGGUUUAAAAUGAGGGCGAAUCAGCUGAUCCGCAUUUCAUAUCAGGAGAAAAACCUGCAUCCCGAGCUCAUCCAAAGCCCCCUCCCCCCCCCAAAACCCCACCAUCAGUGUUUUCCAGGUUCCUGUUUCUUCAGGUCUCGUUUGGACGUUUGGAGUCGUAGUUUUUGGCGGCUGGUUUAGUUUUUGUAGAACUGACGGAUGAGUCCUUUUUGUUCUUUCAUUUCAAUAAACGUCCGUCGGACACAAAGAUCCUGCUGGAUCAAGACUGCGAGUCAGGAAUGACAAGAACUGGAUCUCAUUUUGCAUCCAAACACUUCUGGAUUUAUCCGGACGCCUCGUGGUCGACACGACGCUCGGCUGAUUUUACAACAUUUUGUCUUUAUGGAUUAUUUUUCCUUUUUGUGCAUAAAGACACUCGACUUCUUCUAAGAGGCGCCAGGUACAGGAGAGGAAACUGUCUACAACAAUUUGAGGGAGUCUGUAGUCAUGGUAACCACCUGGUCGUGACCUCACAGCACACAUUACAAAAUGUUUGGAAAUGUCCUGAAUUUUUCAAAUUCUGGUGUUUUUUUUGUUUUCUUUUGUUUUGUUUUAUUUUUCUGAGUAUUGUCUGUGACAGCUGGUAGAUUCUGUGCGGGAGGAGCAACUCAAAACACAAUUAAAACUGACAACAACCUGUAACAUUAGACAAUAAGAAGUCAUGAAAAGUUAAUUGUUUAGGAUAUUAUUAAUAAAGCAGUUGGUCUGAUCAUCUCAAGGCCUUUAUACUGUAAUACUGAAA